UAUUUCCCAUUUAUCUUUCGUCUUUUCAGGUUUUAAAAUGCCUGAGCCAGCCAAGUCCGCUCCUGCCCCGAAGAAGGGCUCUAAGAAGGCGGUUACUAAGGCCCAGAAGAAAGAUGGGAAGAAGCGCAAGCGCAGCCGCAAGGAGAGCUACUCCGUGUACGUGUACAAGGUGCUGAAGCAGGUCCACCCGGACACCGGCAUCUCGUCCAAGGCCAUGGGCAUCAUGAACUCCUUCGUCAACGACAUCUUCGAGCGCAUCGCGGGCGAGGCAUCGCGUCUGGCGCAUUACAACAAGCGCUCGACCAUCACAUCCAGGGAGAUCCAGACGGCCGUGCGCCUGCUGCUGCCCGGGGAGCUGGCCAAACACGCGGUGUCCGAGGGCACCAAGGCCGUCACCAAGUACACCAGCUCCAAGUAAACUUGCCAAGUAAGCGUCUUUACACCCAACCCCAAAGGCUCUUUUAAGAGCCACCCA
Messenger RNA from Cervus elaphus (red deer), 475 nucleotides. Its product is annotated as histone H2B type 1-C/E/F/G/I. Gene Ontology annotation, molecular function: protein heterodimerization activity; DNA binding; structural constituent of chromatin. NCBI's taxonomy places the organism in Eukaryota, Metazoa, Chordata, Mammalia, Artiodactyla, Cervidae. The record is from RefSeq and is a predicted model, not a curated record. The coding region runs from base 38 to 418 and encodes 126 amino acids. The transcript has a single exon. Gene Ontology annotation, cellular component: nucleosome.